This is a messenger RNA of Physella acuta, 369 nucleotides long. RefSeq lists its product as uncharacterized. Gene Ontology annotation, biological process: cell adhesion. Lineage: Eukaryota; Metazoa; Mollusca; Gastropoda; Physidae. The record is from RefSeq and is a predicted model, not a curated record. Gene Ontology annotation, molecular function: carbohydrate binding.
AUGUAUGUUGAAGCUGGGGCCUAUAUUGAUCUGAUUACUUUUUCAGUAUCAGUAUGUUUACAAGAGCUGGCUGAAGAAGUGGCCGGUCACAAAGAACAAGGUUUUGUCUCCUUCGGAAACUCCAACACCUAUCAGGCGACUGGCAAUGAUCAUAAGCAAAGUGUUCAAACUAUCAAGUUCGCCAAGCCUUACGGGACGCCACCGACUGUAGUGUUAUCAUUGGAAGCUAUAGAUACAAAUAAAGACGUAAACAUGAGGUAUUUUCUUCACAUGGGAGUGAUCACAACAACAAGUGCUCAAAUCAUUUUGGAGACAUGGGCAGAUUCAUUGAUCUACAGUGCCCAAGUGCGCUGGUAUGCAUUCGAUUAG